UUAUUUCUCUUCAUUCAAUCUGAUAUCAAAACAAUUAUACUGCCUGGAGCAGCUUUUCUACUAGCCUCUCUAUUCAACAUACAUUGUGACUUCAAGUUUCUACUUCACUGGAAUACCUUGAGAGCGGCCGGGUCAACUACAGCUUGGACUUCAAUUCACCUGCUCAUUUUUGCUAUCAAUAAUCAGACCCAAGCUCAUUCCAUCAUUGAAGAUACCAUCAACAAGCCUUGGCGACCUAUCCCAUCUCAAAGAAUCAGUAUUACAUCUGCGAAAAACGUGCGAAGAGUAUUUCUUCUCACCGCUAUAAUCUAUGCUCAAUUCUCUGGGAUCCUACUGCUCACCUUAUUAUUCUUAAUUCUUGAUACCCUAUACAACACUACCAAAUUACAUGAAAAUGCAUUGAGCCGAAAUAUUCUUUGUUCUGGCGCAUAUUCUCUGAUUGGCUGUGCUGUUCAUAUUAUCACGAAUCGAACCUAUCAAGCCCACGUGAGCCGAGUGUGGCUUAGGCUUUGUGACUUGGAGAGCCUGAGCAAAGAUACAAUUUGGUCAUUGCUGAUGAUCGGUCUGGUUGUACUUACCACAAUCCACAUUUCCGAUCUGCCGGACGUGGAUGGUGAUCUGCUUCUUGGACGACAAACUAUGCCAAUUAUG
This is a messenger RNA of Penicilliopsis zonata CBS 506.65, 651 nucleotides long. RefSeq lists its product as hypothetical. Gene Ontology annotation, cellular component: membrane. The annotation marks the transcript as partial. The transcript has a single exon. Gene Ontology annotation, molecular function: transferase activity, transferring alkyl or aryl (other than methyl) groups. NCBI's taxonomy places the organism in Eukaryota, Fungi, Ascomycota, Eurotiomycetes, Eurotiales, Aspergillaceae. The record is from RefSeq and is a predicted model, not a curated record.